ACAAAAGAUGGAUUCAUAAGAUCGAUCACAUGUUAUUCCAAUAUCCUGUUAAGCUGCGUUCAAGGACCCUGUAGUUCUCUGAUGGAAUCUGAAGUACAUGUACUUCUUUAGUACUACAUUUGAGUACAAUUUUGAGAUUAUUGUGCUUAUUAUUUUCAUUUUGUGUUACUCCAUAUUUCCACUACAUGCUGGAGGCAGGUAAUGUACUUUCACUCAAAUAACACUCUUGAGAACAUUUUAAAUAACUGAAUGUGAUACAACAAAUCAAACUGCACACAUGAUGUUAACUCACUGACAGUGAUAUUAGUUACAUUUCAGACCAGAAACAUACAUUCAAAACAUAUAAUCAUCUCAGAAAAUGUUUGUUAUAAACUACAUAACAUUAUGGAGGACUGAAACUGAAAAUUUCUGUUCUGAUGAUCUCUUUUCUGUUUUUAUUCACCUAAUUUUACUAAGUCAACUAUUUACCUAAUCCCUGUAUCAUAUCAUCAGAACCAGCAAAAGAAAAAUGCUGCAUACAAAUAAGAGACAAGACCAAAAACCUACAUACAACACAUGUCAUCGUCUCAUCAAAUGUGUAAUAAUGUGACAUUAAAUCACAUUAAAUGCACCAAACAUCCUUUCUGCCCCUGUAUUUAUACUCAUUUGUAUGAAUCCCACAGUUAUCUAGUAGAAUUAUCAUCACCAUGACCAAGAAAAGUGAUAAUAUUUAACUGAUAAUGUAAUAAAAAAGACCUUUUUUCUGCACAACUCUCACUUUUGAUGCUUUAAGUACUUUCUACUACUACAUAUGUACUUUUACUUGAACAAUAUUGUAAAUACAAGAUUUAUUUUUACUUGUAUUAAAGAAUUUUAACAGUGUGGUAUUGCUUCUUUUACCAAACAAAGGAUCUAGAUAUUAUUUGAGAUGAUAAUCGUAGUUUACUCUCUUUUCUACAAUUCAAACAUGGUGUAAAUGAGCUUCGUAGUAAUAGAAAGCUCAUGUGUCCGGGCCUCCAUACGUGAACAUUAAGAUUUGCGGUGUCUUGGGAUGAAAAGCAGAUUCAUUAGAUGUCUAAAUCAUCUGGAGCGUCUCUUUGAAUCGAUUUUGAGGGCGGAAGAAGUUUACUAAUCCGUGAAGCGGCUCAACAUCCGCUCGUCUCUACUCAACUUCCUGUGAAAACAAGACCACGUGUGGGGACUGAAUGAAUGAGCUGCCGUCAGUGCCUCCACACGCACUUUCUUCAGCAUUAAAAGCUAAAUUUGUGGGUCUCGGACCGUUUUUUCUGUCCGUUUUGAUUGCGAAGCCAGCGGAAGCCAUUUUAAGAGACGAGAACUCACCAUGAGUUUUGUUGAGUACUCCGACUUCAUUCAGGACGGGGACGUCGCCAUCAUCUACCUGGGUCACGACUCCUUGAUGCCCGUCAAGGUGCAGCAGGGCGCCCAAACACAGACACGCUACGGAGUCAUUCGCCACUCCACGGACCUGAUCGGUCAGCGUUACGGGUCGAAGGUCACCUGCAGCAAGGGUGGGUGGGUCCACGUGCUCCACCCGACACCUGAGCUGUGGACGGUCAGCCUGCCGCACCGCACACAGAUCCUCUACACCACCGACAUCGCCACCAUCACCAUGAUGCUGGAGCUGAAGCCGGGAUCCGUCGUCUGCGAGUCAGGGACCGGCAGCGGCUCGCUCUCCCACGCCAUCCUGCGCACCAUCGCCCCCACGGGUCACCUCCACACGGUGGAGUUCCACCAGCAGCGGGCGGAGAAGGUGGCGGAGGAGUUCAAGGAGCACCGCGUGGAUCACCUGGUCACCGUCAGGAACCAGGACGUGUGCCAGGACGGGUUCGGAGUGAGCGGGGUGGCAGACGCCGUCUUCCUGGACAUCCCCUGCCCCUGGGACGCCGUGAGGCACGCCAAGACCGCCAUGAAGAGACAAGGCGGUCGGGUCUGUUCGUUCUCUCCGUGCAUCGAGCAGGUCCAGAGGACGUGCGAGGCUCUGGCGGAUCAGGGCUUCGAGGAGAUCAGCACCGUGGAGGUCCUGCUGAGAGUCCACGACGUGAGAACCGUCUCCCUGCCGCUGCCAGACUUCGGCCCCGACCCCUCUGCUCAGACGGAGCCCGACGCCGCUGAGAAAACAGGUCCGGUCCAGACCUCCGUCAGCCUGAAGACCACCACCCCGCCCAGAGAGAUCCCAGGCCACACAGGGUACCUCACCUUCGCCACCAAACCCAGAACCUAGAGCUCACAGUUAUUUAUUUCCACCAGCAGUUUAACAGGAUGUGGUUUAUAAUCUGCUUCCUCGCCGCGGUGUGUUCUCCGUGUACAUUAAUAAGACUGUGAUAAUCCAGCGGGGGUACCAGGUUCCUCCAGGUCCCGGUUGGCACUGCAGCACCAAGAGGAUUUACAGGCUUGUGUUACAUAAUUUUGAGCUCCUGUCACUUGGCACCGGUUCGUUGCUUGCAUCAAGCAAGAGUGAAAAAUCAAGUAAACAGUGAUUUCAAUUGAGAAUAAUGGGAUUUAUAACCGACACGAUGCCUCCCCUUUUAUAAAAAAAUCACUUUUAUUAAACGUUUUCAUCUGUUUGGGGGGAAGAAAUGUUUUAUUUUUCCAAUUUUUUUGCACUUUUGUAUUCGGGUAAAAUACAAUAAAUGUGUGGAAUGAU
This is a messenger RNA of Acanthopagrus latus (yellowfin seabream), 2644 nucleotides long. It is a transcript of the gene trmt61a, whose product is annotated as tRNA methyltransferase 61A. The coding region runs from base 1322 to 2221 and encodes 299 amino acids. The transcript is spliced from 4 exons. NCBI's taxonomy places the organism in Eukaryota, Metazoa, Chordata, Actinopteri, Spariformes, Sparidae. Gene Ontology annotation, biological process: tRNA methylation. Gene Ontology annotation, cellular component: nucleus; tRNA (m1A) methyltransferase complex. The record is from RefSeq and is a predicted model, not a curated record.